AAUCUGAAGGCACCGCAGCCACCUUGAAAUCUACAGAAAGUCCAUGUUGCAGAUUCACUUAAUUGUAUUAAGUCUUGGCCCAUGAACUAUGUCUGGGACGGAGCCGACAGCUAAAGGACGGACCGAAAAAAGUUUCAGCUACGUUGUCAGAGCCCCCAGCAGCGAUGGGUUUGAUAUAAUGAACGUCAAUGUGAAGAUUGACACGUCCUGGAUCUUCCAGGAUGUAGAGGAGACUGGUGAGGAGCCGGGAUGUCUUCCAGAAGAAGCAGCUAGAAGCCCAGACAUGGACACGGGAACACUCAGGAAGCAACUGGAAUCCUCAGAACAGAAGCUGUUGGUAGCUGUGGACAAGUACGUGAUGUCAGAGUCUGGGCUGAGGAGCAGAAUUCAGGAGCUGGAGCUGUCGGAGAGGAAACUCCUCCAGAAGGUGGACCAGCUGAGCGCCCUCGUGUUCCAGGAGAGAAGUGCCUCUCUCCGGGCCCAGGAGCAGCUGGAGGCGCUGCAGGGGGAGCUCGCCAGCCAGGUUCAGGAGAAGGAGCGCGCGGCCCGGCGGCAGCGGUGGUGGCUGCGGCGGCUGCGGGAGCGGCUGCGGCGCAAAGACGAGGCGCUGGGGCUGCAGGCGGCGGCCCUGGAGCGCGGCCGGCGGCUCCAGCGGCGCCAGCUGCGACUGGUGCGCGAGCAGGAGCGCAUCCUGCGAGCGCAGGUGCAGCGGCUGGAGUUGGACGUGCGGCGCCUCUGCCACGCCGCGGGCCUCCUGCUGGCCGAACUGGACGCCCCGAACCAGGGUGGCCCCCGACCCCCGGGCCCGACCAGUCCCCGAGGCGCUCCCGAGGAGGCCGCGGAGCCGCGCGCGCUGCGGGCCAGGGCCGAGCGCGGCGAGCGCGAGCGGGACCAGGCGGCGCGCCGGCUGCGGGAGCAGCGCGCCACCGAGCGGCUGCUCCGCGGGCAGCUGGAGGAACUGCGCUGCUGCAUCUAUGGGCUGAAGCUGUCGGAGAUCGGCCUGCAGGGCCAGGUGGAGGAGCUCGCCCAGCAAAACAGGUGCCUGCGAGAGGAGCUGGGAGCCCAGGCCCCCCGAGAGAGAGCGCUCAGCACGGCUCCUGCUGGUCACGGUAGCCUGGUAAGUGGCCGCAACCCAGAGCACGACCACUCUCCAGGCAGCCAUCCAGUUACCCUUCACCCCUCCUCGUCUGUUUCCUCCUGUCCGUCCAUCUAUCUGACAUUUGAUGGGUCCCUGCCUGUGCCAGGCCCCGUGCUGGGCGAGCUCCUCCACGUGCAGUAUGACAUUAACUGUCAUGGUCUCGAGGCCCUGGGCUGUGUUCAGGAUGAAUCGCUGCCCCUGCCCUGGGAGGAGGCUCCGGAUGCCUGCGGAAACCGAGGCCCUGACGGGGCCCCUGGACCAAGGGGCUCGGCAGGCCAGCCCUCCGAGGGGCCCCGCGCCUGGGACUGCAUCGGGGCUGGACAAAGCACUGCUGUCUUGAUCCCAGGCCCGGAGACCACGGACAAGCUCCCAGGAGACCUCGCAGGAUCUGCCCGUGGACAGUUUACUCCGGCUGAGCCCAGCUUGGGCGAACAGACUCUCCUUCUCAUCUGUGGCUGCCCCCCGGGGCAGGACAUGGACGGCUCACUCCUCCCGGUGGAGCUGGCCUGGAUUUCAGAGCAGAACCUAGCAGCCACCCUGGCCCAGGUGUCCUUCCUCCCAGUGCAGACAUGCACACGCCCUCCCUGGGGGCAGGCUGGGGACUCGGCUCCCCUGCCACUACUGCAGCUGCUCCUGGAAGAUUCCCCAGAAGAACUGCAAGCCCAACAGCUGCUGGAGGCCAGGCCUCCGCCUGCUUCCUCCGCUGUAGGACACCCCAGCCGGGAUCAUCGCCCGGCAAGGAGCCACGAUGCCUCCCUCUGCCGGGAGUCCCCAUGCAUUUCAAAUCACCGAUUUCCCAGGAGAGGCCCCAAGGACCUAAAAGACUCUUGCAAGGAGGGAGGAGGAACCCCAGGGCGGAGACCGGAGAUGCGGGAGGCGAGGAGGACCGGCGGCAGGAAGGAGGACGACCUCGGUGCCAGGGCUCAGUCAAGUCAGGAAAGCCGUGAGAACCUGAGCCUGGAGGCUGGUGUCAGGGCCCCAGAGGGUGUAUGGAAUGAGCACGGGGCUUCCGAACCCCCGGCUGCAACCUCCUGCCCUGGGCCCAGGCGGGAGCUUCCACGGCCCCUUCUUCAGGGGGAGGCCUCAGUGUCAACGGAGGGUCCUGAAUCCCUGAGCAGGAGGGGGUGGGGGGUAAGGCAUGUCUGGAGCCCCCAAGAAGGAGGAGAAGGGGGAGAAGGGGGAGGAGGGCUUUCAUCAUCAGAGGAGGAAGAGGCCCCCACAGCCGCCUUCUCCAGGGCCCACGGCACCAAUGGGCCGCCUCCGGCAGGUGCUCCAACCCUUGCAGAGCAGGGCAGAGCCAUCAGGAGAGUUCUGGGCAAGGAGGAAGACUGCGUGUGGUCUGGAAAUGCUCUGCUUCUCCCAGAGGAAAGCCCUGAGGACAAAGGACAGGAAGAGGAGGUGGAAUUGUCGCAUCUCCAAGGGUCCAGCCCGGGCCACAGGGAUGUCCGGGAGGAGCCUGGCUCCGAGGACUGUGAAGCCAAGGAAAUGCUUUUCCUACUGCAGGAGGGAGGUUUGCCACCAUCUCCUGGAUUGGCUUUAUGGCCCGAGGGGGCCCGACCUACCAGUCACCCCUGGGCUCCGAGCAAAGGCCGUGAGGGAUCUGCGUUAAAAAUAGAGGAAUUUGAAGAGGAGAUGGAGGCUUGUUUCCAGCAACUCUCCAUCCUGAAGCCUGGGAGUGGGGGGCAUGGCCGGAAAGCUUCCUCGUUGGCAGGAGAGAACUGGAGCUUUGCUCGGAGAUGGUACAGCUGCCAGGAGGACGCGUAUCCUCAGCAGGCUUUGGCAAACCAGGAUCUCGAUAUUUGUUAUGCCAAGGAAGCGAACCCCGAGGAGCCUGAUGAAGACGUUAAGCGGGGAGAGAAUGAGGCCGUAGGCACUGGCGAAGUUCUUCCAGGGCCGGUGCUGGAUUUGGUCAGCCUGAGCCCGGGCCCGCCAGAGGGGCCCUCUGAGUGGGGUCGGAACCAGCUCUCUCAGCAGCCGAGGGCCCUCGAGAGAGCGAGGACGAGGUUUCGUCAGCUCAUUUCUGGAUUGAAGACGGAGAGAAGCAGAGUUUUACGUGACAACGCCAAGCUUCAGGUAGAUCAGGAACGAUGCCACAGAAAACUGCGUGUCCUGGAAAAAGAGAGGGAGAGAAAUGUGAAAAAAAUAUCUGCGCUCAAACAGGAUAACGGCGUGCUGUUAGGAGACAUCUCUCACGUAAAGAGGGAGCUGGACCAGUACGUGCAGGUCAUUUCUGACCUUGAAGACUGUAACAGGAAAAGUUACUGCAAAAUUUCUGAGCUCGAAGAGGAAAACGAGAGAUUGAAAGGGCACCUUGGGCAGCUCCGGAAAGCCAUGUCUGCGAGCAUCCGAAAAUCCAAAGGCGUGAUGGAGUGCAUCACCCUGGAAAACUGGGAGCUCAGUGCACUGAUUUCGGAGCUUGGGGUCAGUUAUAAAGAGCUGAUAAAGGAUAUAGUGCUGGGAAUAGAAGACAUGAUCCAAGCCUUCAGGGGGGAGAAUGAACACCUUCUACAAAGGAUCCAAGUCCUGGAGGGGGAAGUCGUGUGGGGGAGCAGCACAGAUGUGGGACCUUUGGUGAGAGCAGAGGAGUAUCUCCAGGGAAAAAACAUGAUGGCGGUGGACCAGGUGAACGCUGUAGAAAGGGGGGUGCAGGUGACUGAGCUUCCAGGGCAACUGACUGCAAGAGGCCCUAGGCCACCCUCGGAGCAGGAAAUGGGUCUGGCUGGAGUGUGGACGGAACCUUGUUUAGGCCUGGAGAAUUCCAGGUGCAGUGCUGAUUCUCCUGCUACAUCACUGGUCUGGGGAAACGCCGCAGGAUCCAGUGCCCUGCAAGGAAACACCGAUGGGGCAGGAGUGAACGAAGCACAUUUGGAGAAGGACGACAAAAGACCACGGUGUUCUGCAGACCAAGGGCGAGCUCUGAAGUCCCCACGCAGUGGCCCCCGGCUCCAGGACCCUGAAGCUGAGGCUUCCAAGGAGGACCUCAGGCUGUGCGUCAGACAACUGCGUCACCAAGUGCUGACCCUGCAGUGCCAGCUCCGAGACCAAGGGUCUGCACACCAGGAGCUGCAGGCUUCUCGGGAUGAGGCUGCCCGUCUCCGGUGUGAGCUCAAGGACAAGCUUGAUGCACUUCAGAAAAAGCACCAGGAAGCAAAUUUGGCUGUGACUCCUCUGAAGGCUAAGCUGGCUUCCCUGGUCCAGAAGUGUCGGGAGAGGAACCACCUGAUCACACACCUGCUCCAGGAGCUGCACAGACACGGGGUGGAGAACCACCAGCUCUCCGAGACGGCAAGCAACAUGGUGAAUGACGCGGCGCUGGCUGAGUACGCGGCCACCUUCCUGGCUCCGGGGGUCCCACAGACGAGCCAUCACCUGGACGUCGAGUCUGAGAAGACAACAGUUGUCAGAGCUCAGAAAUACCUCCUGAAUCCUGAAAUGGACAGUGUCCUCCAAAGACCUUUGCAUUCAGAGUCCUGGCCUAUUCCAGAGGCUGAGUGGCCAGCACAGACAGCUCAACUGGGUUCUUUGAAGCUUCCCUGGCCCUCGGGGCCGAUGCCCGACCCUGGAAUGUGCCAGGCUUCCAUCGCUGUGGAACCAGGGCUCCCUGUACAACGUCUGCAAGAAAAAGGUGGAAUGUCCUGGCCUGGCCUCCAAGCUGAGCACCUCCUGCCAUCCCCCGAGCUCCUGAGCCCCGCAAGGAUCCUGGCUUUGCAUCAAGAACUUCGACAAAGCAUCUGCAGCACUUCCCAGGUCAAUAAGUCACCGUUGGAGUUAUAAAUGGAAUAGGACCACUUACUCUCUGGGGCCAUUUCCUAGACUCCGUAAAUAUCUGAAGCAGAACUUUCAGAGAACGUCUUAAGAAAUUGGUGGCAAUCAAAACCCUCAUUCAGUGGCAAGUGGCUUUGCCUGUGGCUUGGGGAUCUGUGUUGAUUGUCAGAGCUCAAGAGAAAUACUGGACUUGCAAAUUCUUAGGAGUCCAGCUUUGCAAAUAUCUAGGCGGCAAAGGGAAUAUUUUCUGUUCCAAAACCUACCGAGUGACCGGCCCAGUGGCUCUCCACUGGGUACGAUCCCCCCAUCCCGCAGGGCAAAAUUUGACAACGUCUGGAGAAAUUAUUUGUUGUCACAGCUGGGAAGCUGCCACUGGCAUCUAGUGGGUAGAGGCCAGGGAUGCUGCUAAACACCUACAGUGCACAGGACAACCUUCUAGAACAAAAAAUUGUCCAGCCCAAAUGUCAGCAGUGCCGGGGUUGGGAGACUCUGCCCUGAUCUAAUAGCUCCUAACAUUGUCAGCUGCAGAGAACUGUUUUGUUAUUUUCCUGCCUGGGGCCCUUCCCCAUGUUUUAAAAGAUUUUUUUUCUACCAAAGGAGACAAUUUAAGUAAUUAUCUCUUUCACAUUUUAAAACCUUAAAACCAGUCAGAACUUUCUGAUAAGUCCAUUCAUUCAACAGACAUUUGUGGACAUCUAAUAUACACCAGGCAAUAUGAUAUGAGGGAGAAAGAGGUGAGUCCACAUUGGCCCCUGCCCCAGGGGCUCACAGGGCAGCAGAGGCACACAGGUAAACAACUGACCGUGCCGUCAUGGUUAAGUGUGCCGUGAGAUGUGAGACAAAGGGCUUUGAAGCCAGUUCUGCCUGGCUUUGGGGAAUGGGAGGUCAUUCCAGAAGGAAUGGCUGAGCAGAGCCCAUAGACCCAACGAGGUAAGGUGUUCAGUACAUGGGUGAGGUGGGGAAGGAGGGAACAGCGUGGGCAAAGGCUCUGAGGAUGAAACUGAACUUCGGUGUGCCACCAGAGGGGGGCUGUGCAGAGUAGCCCUUUGCCAAGCCAGGUGCAAAGAGUCACUGCCUCAUCCCUACCCAGCACCACUUACUUCCUCCGGGAACAGGACCCUGCCCUGACCCAGGUGUGGGACCCAGAGGUAGAAGAAGAGUCAAGGGGGCUUGGGCCACAGGUGCCCAGAUCCUGUGCCCGGGCUCACCGAUCAGAGACAUCAUCUCUCUCCUUAGGAGGGGCUGGUGACGGGCUUGUCACAUAAGGACAAGGAAGGACCAGGACAAGAAACCGAGGGCUCCCGGGGCAGUAGGCAAAGCAUAUUGAUUUUAUUUUAAUGUAUUUUAGCUUUGUAUGUGGAAAUGAAAAGCGCAAAGAGUUCCCACACACCCUCACCCAGCUUCCCCUGACGUUAACACCUUACGUACCUAACCAUAGCCCAAGGACAGAAAUGAAUGCAUUUAUUUUGAGGAAAACUGUGGGGGGGUGGGAAACAAGGCAUAAGAAAAGCACAUCCAUGAGCGAGCAUCAGCUCAUCAAGCCGCCACCAUCUUCAUUAGCCCAUGGGACUGUCAUGGGUCAUCACGUCCGUCCACAGUCCCCUGGAUUAGGUUACCAAUGGACCCACCCAUUCAUUUGUUCAUUAAGCAUUUAAUUUAACUGCCAUGUGAGCUCCGGAACCUCGGGUAGGUGCUGGGAAACAAGAAUCCAGAAGAUGCCCAUCUCCAUCCUCCAGAACCUGUGAGCCCUGUGGCCCCAUCACACACCAAGGAGUCCCCAGGUUGGAAACCAAUGCAGUCAUCACUUUCACGGUUUGAAUCAGCACCGCCACCCCAUAACUGCCAUUGUGCGGUGUCCUGCAGAGCUGAUCUGUACGCUGGUUUGCGCUCACCUCUUCUGCCCUCUCCUCCCUUUUUCCUGGGACAAUGCCAUCAGCUUUGAGCACCGGGACUACGCGGAAGACAGGCUAUGAACCAGCUGAUGUCAGGGUGAGCGGCCAGCUAAGCCACAGGGCUGAGCCUGCCGGAGGCAGUCAAAGCCAUUUCUGGUCCCCAGAUUCUCCCACCAGGUUCAGACAUCCGUGUUCUGUCCCUUAAAUUCUCCCUCCCGCCUCUGCUCACAUGCUGGGCUUCAGCAGAAAGGCCACCGGGGAAAAUCCAUUAAAGAAGCCGCGGCAAUCUUUGCAGCGUGGCCCGAUGAUUCCAUAAUAAAUCACGUUCUGAAGCCAGGAGCCACUUCUUAUUAACCUGAGCCGUGAAUCCGCCUGGGGCGGCACUUUGGAUUUCCUCAAGCUGGGUCACUGCUUUGUGCUGUGAUUCCUCCUGGUGACACGUUUGCGAUGGUGGAUGGUAGACUGCGGCACUUUCCUUGCCUCGACCGAAGACUCCCAUCCUUGGAAGGGGCCCCGUGUUCCCCUGCUGCCCCCUUGGUGGGCCUGAUGGGGCCAGGGCCCAGCCUGGUCAGAUGCUCCCAGGCGAGGGACAGGACCUGCUCGGGCGACCGAGUGGCGACAGGCAGGAACCCAGCCCGCAGGAGCUGGCUCGGGCCGCCCCUCCCACCACGAGUGACCCAAGGCCUCUGGAGAUCAGCCAGAUGGACCAGCCCAGCUGCCUCUGCAGAAAACAAUUUGUCACACGGGGCUGUCAGCAAGCAGCAGUGGACGCCUUCUUGGGGGCGCCUGGCCGAGCUACGCAGAGAAGGAGCCCUGAACACAGUGAGAAGCUCAUGGAGAAUCUCACCUUCUCCAUUUUUGUCCUGUCCCCGUGGACCUGCCGGCUGCUUCCCUACAGCUCCCAGUGAGAACAAACAAAGGAAAGAAGACAGCACAGAGGCAAGCACACCAAACUGGAAAAUAUUUACAUCCCUCCCAACUGACUAGCGGAGCCGAGGUGGCCCCAUGAUUUGCGAUCCCUUCCAGGGAGCUGAGCUACAAGCCAAAUGACCAUCUUCCUAUUUCAAGUCACUCUUGACAACGUCUCUACUCUGUAUAAUACCAACCAGGGAACCAAAGAGAUGGCUGUUAACUGUCAGAAGCCCGUACGUAUUGGCACAGAGUGGCGGAAGGAGCCGGGGGCUGGAGUCCCAAGGUCCUGGCUGGCUCAGCCACUCCUAAGCUUUGUUCCUGCACGGAUUACUAACCUUCUUAGAAUUUCCACUUCUUCAUCGGUUUGAGGGGCCUAAAGCCUACUUGAGAGUUUUGUUCCGACAACCUAAUGAGCUCGUGGCUGCGACAGUGCCCUGAACACUAAGGUGCUUCCCAUGUGUCAGGGAUCAUUGUCGUUGGUAAAGUGUGAUUCCAUCCUCUCUCACUCAUGCACUGACGUCUGCUCAGGAGGGCUGUCUGCCGUAAGUACUCAUCACAGUUCUACGUAGCUGCCACCCAAGAUGGGUGAUGUGAGGCCUGGCAGCAUGAUGGUUUAAGAGACAUCUGAGUAGUCAUCUUGCUAUUCUAGAGCUCCUGCUGGGCUAGCCUGUGCAAAACAUUGUAUGUGUGUGAGCACUUUCCUAGGGAGAGAGGCCAUGGAUUUCACUAGAUUCUCAAAUGAGACUGGGACCCCCAAGCGUCAAGCACUGCUAGUCUAGGGGGGAAGGACUCUUAUUAAGGAACCUGGAGACCCAGCUCUGCCUCUAACUGGCCAGUGACUUUGAGGCCAUCCCUUGGCAUCUCUGGGCCUCAGUUCCUCAUCUGUGAAAUGGGUAUGACCGCGUGCCCUCUAGCAUCCCUCCCUGCUUGGACCUCUGAUGAGUCUGUAGGCCCUCCGUGCGUUGAGUCCUCCGUCAGAGGAGGCUCGUCCCGCUGCAGCAAACAUCAUCUGGGUCCUUUCUGUGGGGUAGCCUCUGGUCAGCUGGGAAGGUCCUGAACCCCGCCUCUUUGCUUCCAGAAUAAGCGGAGAUUUCUUCUUUCCUAAACAUAAGUCACUUCAGGCCACUGUGUCCAUGAAUUUCCCACUCCCCACAAAUAACCAAAGCACCCCAAAGUGCCCGAAGUACUGCAGCCCUGUUUCUGCUCGUCUGGCCCAGCAGUUAAAGAGCAUUGUGGCCCAGUGGCUGUGCUCAGACCGAGAGGGUUUGCCCCUUCUUAAAGACUUCCCUGUAAACUGCAGGGCUGUGAGGUCACCUCAUCCAGCAACCAAGGGGCUAACAGGGACAGCUGAAACCUUAGCACCCCGAGAAAGGCCGAAUGAAAAGCAGGCUGUGCAUGGUGCAACCUGAUUGGCUGAGUUCUUUCUUGAGGCAGAGGUUGACGGCAGGAAGGCAGCUGGUGGGGGUGGGGUCUGCCCUCACGUCUGGGACCUCAGCAGAACCACGGCUGGGCUCACACAGCUCCCACGACCCAUAGGACAGACCUCAGAGAGUUCCUAGUCUAUAGUCCUCAGGCCAGAUCUGGCUCACAGACAUGUCUUGUUUAGCUUAUGUUUUUUGUUUUGUUUUUUAAUUGAGGUUAAAACAUGUGUAGCAUAAAAUUUACUGUCUUAACCAUUUUUAAGUGCCCAGUUCACUGGCAUUAAAUGCAUUCACGUCAUUGUGUAACCAUCACCACCAUCCGUCUCCAGAAGAUUUCCAUCUCCCCAGUUUGAAACUCUGUCCCCAUUAAACACUGAUCCCCUAUUUUCCCCUUCCCCAACCCCUAGCAAGCUCCCUUCUACUUUCUGUCUCUAUGAGUUUGUUGACUCCAGGGACCUCAUAUAAGUGGAAUCACACAGAAUUUUUUCUUCUGGGGCUGAUUUAUUUCACUCAGCGUAAUGUCCUCAGGUUUCAUCCACGUGGUAGCAUGUGUCAGAAUUUCCUUCCUUUUCAAGGCUAAGUAAUACUCCAUUGUGUGGGUAGAUCACAUUUUGCUUAUCCAUCUACCUGUUGGUGGACAAUUGGGUUGCUUCCCUCUCUUGGCUAUUGUGAAUAAUGCCAUGAACAUGGGGGUACAAAUACCUAUGUUGUAUUUGUUAAUAUUGGAAUUAGCAAAUAACAUGUAAAAGCCAAGAGAUUUCUCAUUAAUAUCUGGAUUUCUGGCUUCUUUUGGAAAAAUAGUGAAUGGCAACUCAGGGCUUCUAGCUUCCUGGCCACACUCAGAGCUGAAUGAGGCCAGCCACUCCCUCCCCUACCGACAGGCACACAGCCUGGGGUGCCUCAGGUCCCCAAUCCCUCCUGGUCUCCUCCUCGCUCCCCACCUCACCUGCCUGGUCUGCCCAGCACCCUCCAGUUAUGGGUAGAAACAGAGACCAGAGAGGCACAGUGAGCUGUGCCCAAGGUCUCAUGGGUGGGAUUGUGAUGUGACUGCUGUCAUCCAGGAAGGCUUGGACUGGAGUCUGGUUCCAGCUCUGCCACUUGCCUGCCCCUGUGACCUUGACCUUUCUGAGCCUAAGAUUCCUCUUUCGGAGGGAAAUGGGAGAGACGGAACCUUCUCCGACAUCCUUACGGGAUCGUUGAGACAGAAAGAAGGGGAUGCGUGGUGACUGGAAUGUGGGGUUGGGAUAUGAGGGGCUUAUUAACAGCACAGACGGGGCAGGCAGCUUAGGGUUUGGGGGUCUGUUUCUUCAUCUGCAAAAUGGGAAAAGGGACCAUGCCUCCCCCACGGGCUUAUUCUGAGGAGUAACUGAGACAGGGAAGGUUAGAGCCCCAGCAGAGGGCUUGGCACACAGCAGGUGCUUCACACGGGUUACUUUGGAACAGGUGAGGGCUGCGUUCAAGGGCUCCAAAUCCCCACGGCAGCAGAGCAACACCCAGCAAGAGAUGUGAUGUCCUGGUGUCACCGGGACAGCCUGGCUGCCGAGUCCUUCAGCCUGAUUUCAGAGCCUACCCUCUGCCUUUUACCUUCUGGGGGCCCUGGCAGGUCAGCCGCCUCUCUGAGCUGCAGACCCCCAGCACAAGGUGGGUGAGAAACGUAAGGUGCUUGGCACAGAGUCGAUGCUCAAUAGAGUUUAGUUUCCCUCCUUCCCUUCCCAAGCAGAAGUCUCUCUCUCAGGUGAAAAGUAUGGCAUGUUUUCCGAAUAUUUCCAAAAAAAAAAAGAGGAAGAAGUGUAGUUUCUAGCCUCCCACUGGAGCUCUCCCGGGUUCGUGUGUUCUUGGGGUUGAGGUGUGUCGCUCACUGGGGCUCCUUCCUUCAUCCAACCAGCAUAAGUGCCAGGGACCGCUACAGACCUGGAGUUACAGCAGGGAACAAACAGACCGAAUUCCUGUUCCCGUGGGCAGGUUUUAUAUCAGUCAAUAGGUUAGUUGGCCGAUCAUCGCUCAUGAAGUGCUUCUUCUGAGCUGGCUUUACGAGGGGCCCUGGCUUCACCCUCAAGGCUCAUCUCUGUUGCUGCAUGUGCUUUGCCCCAGAAGGCAUGCUUGUCCUGAGCCCCUACUGUCACCCACUACUGGGUCUUUCUACCCACCGUGCUGUUUCUGUUACCUCGGUCCAUCUCAGAGUCCCUGCCAGGGGCCUCUGAGUCACUUCAGGGCCAGUGAGACCCUCCUGAGGGGAGCCGUCCAUCCCACUGUACCUGGGAAACCUAAGAGGCCAGGUGUGGCCCCGGCAGAGCCUCACCUAUUUACCUUUAGGCUUUGGAUGGGUGAAACGGGAAGGUGGAUGGAAAAAGCCCUUGGUCAGCUCUUAAGUUCUGCAUAAAUAUAUAGGAUUUGACCUUCACGUGAUGGAGAGAUGAGAGACUACCUGGUGUAGGAGAGAGAUUCGGGUUUAAAACAGAAUCACUGGUCUGGAGUCAGGGUUCUGCAACCUCUUAGCUCCGAGAUCAUGGGAACUUCACUUCCCCUCCUCAGUUUACUCACUUGGCAAAUGGAGCAAUAAAAUACCUGCCUUAGCACCUGCUGGGAGCGUUAAUAGAUACACUGCAUUAUGGGAAAGCACUUUGCAGACUUCAGUGUGGUGCAUACACUUUCAUGUCAUUAAUUCACAUCAUUAGUUAAAUGCACACCCAUUAUGUACCUACUGUGUGCUAUUAUGAACAAGGUGGUCUGUCUUAUGACAGUUUGGAAGAGGUAUCCAGGCUAAGGAAGAAGAGAAUUGCUUGUCAGAUGGUUGUACUGCACAUUCAUAGAUCGUGAUUAGCAACAGCCAGCGAGUUGGCAUGGCAACAUUUCCCCAUGAACUGCUAGGCAGUGUACUUAAAAUAGGUUCACUAGAGGUGUGGCAGAAGCGAAGACACACAGAGUCCACGUGGUCUGAUGGCUCUGCCCUUCCCAGGCAGGCCAGUAGUGCAGUAAUUAAAAUAACAGAUCUGGAAGCGUCCAUUGUUAGAGCUAGAGACUUUAGCAGUAGCACCUUGCCUUUUCCCAUUUGAUAGGUGAGGAAACUGAAGCCCAGAGAGGUUAAGUGAACACCCAUAGUCACACAGUCUCUUGAUGGCAUAUGGAGCCGAAUCUGGUUGUGAUAUUUCAUACAGGGUUCUCCAGCUGUGCCAUGAUGCCCGUUCUUCUGAUUUGGAAUUUUAGAUCUGGGUCUGAUGCAACUAAUUUUCUAAUGAUUACAAUCCACAUGUCAUCACUUACCAACAUUUAUUCUAUCAAAGAAUUUUCCCCAUGUUUCACCCUGGGGAAGCCCUGAAUCCCAAGAUAUCACGAAAACUCACUUACUUCUUAGCUAGGCUGAGAUGAUUGUAGUUUAAAUCCACCCCUUCACAGCCUUCCCUACCUUAGUUUCCCAGUGUGAAAAUGAAGCAGCAUCGUUGAUCAAAAGUUUAUGAAUCUCUCUGUGAUGAGAUUACUGUAUGAGCUUACUCAUCCAUCAUUGCAGAGGACGGGGAGCCCAAAUCCUUUAAAAGAUGAGUUUCUUUCUUUCUAUUUGUGUUACUCAGCAAUUUGUUGAGUAAACUUCCAGACUCGAGUGUGGCUUUUUACAUUCAGGCUGGUAAGCUAUUUUUUAAGAGAUUCACAGCUCUUGUUUAAUUCCAGGGUGAAGUUCCAGGUCUGGAAUGAGAAACUUCUUGAGAACUCAGUCCACAUCGGAAAAUAGGGUGCUAGACAUUUCUGACAUAUUUUAGACAUCAGCCUCUUUUUCUGUAUUCAGACAGUGCCUUGCAGAUGGAGGGGCUCUGGGCUGGGAGUCAGGGGACAGGUGUGGCAUGAACCCUGCCACGCCCCCUCUCUAGGCUACCAGUAGAAGAUUGCCCUCUGUAGUGAUCAUUCUUCACCCUGGUUGCAUGUUGGACUCACCUGGAGAGCAGUUAGAAGUCCGAUACCCAGCUCCCUCUCCAGGCCACCUAAGUCAGGUUGUCUUGCGUGGGUCCCAGGCAGAGAUCUUUAAAGAGCCCCCCAGUGAUUCUAAUGGGCAGCCAGGGAGAGAACCACAACGCUAUAGCCUCACAGUCCCUUUUCGUUCUCCCAUCCCGUGUGUUAAUUAAAUUCCCAGAUGCCAUCGUGUGUUUCUUUUGUGUCAGACUCAUUUAUUUUUGUUCCUUGCUAGGAAAGAGAUGUAUCCUCAGAGUUGACAGGAAGAUAGUUCUCAUCUUUGGAAUAUUUUGGACCAUGCGUCAGCGUGGUAACUUCACCUUUUAAGCAGCUAGCGGACCUAUGAAAAUGAAAUGCGUAGCAUGCUGUAGCAUUCAACUCCACUGAGAGCAGAGCUGGAUGCCAAGCACUUGGGGGCUGAUCAGGGCAUGGUUACGCGAAAGUUCAGAUUAUACAAUUGAGCGAUGCAAUAGGUACACAAAGGAGAUUUCUUGGGUACAGUUGCUUGAAUCCUGAAAUCUUCCAGAAGUAGAUAUUCUAAGUCCAGUGUGAUAUAUAAAUUGACCAGUUGUGUAAGCAAAUAGAAACAGAUUUCUAUUCGGCGUUUGCACCAAUGGCCAGCUGGGUUCCUACCUGGCUCUGAAAUAAAUUUUUUGGAAAUUCUCUGGUACUUUAAUGGGCAGAGAAGAAGAAAGCCCUGGGGUUUGUGGAUGUAUUAGGUCCUCUUUCCUGUUUUGUGAGAGUUUCUAGAAAAAGAUAGUAUAUGCCUUGGAUCUAAAACUGCUUUUAAAAAGUCAGUAGGCUUAGGAUGGAAGGAUUGGGCUUGCUUUAUCCCGUUUCUCUAAAUCCUACUCUGGUUUCAGCAAGCACAGCUCCCGUCCAAUCUGACGUCUGCAUCCUUGGCAUAAAGGUAUUACAUAGAGUCGUGGGAAGACUAAUGCGGGAAUUGACACCAUCAAAAUAAGGUUUGCUUUAAUAACGAUUUUUUUUGUCUUUGAAAAACAUCAUCAGGCUAUGCCCAAAGGUAGACUGAUGAUACCUUUAUAUGGUGGUAGAAUAAGGGAAGAGAAAGACGAAUGUGCUGAAAACUCGGUAUCAACUCUAUCAAUAUUUUCUUUUUAAAGUAAAGUGAUAUAACACAUUGUUUGCAAAUAGGACAUUGAAAGUGAUGGGGACAAUAAAUAUCUAUGCAGCAAUGUUAUAACUAUUAACUCUUAGACUUUACAUCGGGACAAGGACAAGUUCUGCCUGUCACAGACAUUGGAGAAUGGGUUAUGGGCCAGAUACCUGGGGUUCGAACUAUGACUCUGCCACCAACUGGUUGUGCAAGCUUGAAUGGAAUACUUACCUCUCGCAGUCUCAAUGUCCUCCAGGGAAACAUUAGGGAAGGUGUGAGCCUUAAUGAGAGAGCACAGGUUUUUUUUUAAAAGCACUCAGCACAUAUUAGUGCUCUGUGAACAUUGAGAACCUUCCCUCAACAUUUUGAAAAUGGUCCAGACACAUUUCAGUGCCACGGUGGGACAUGCACCACCAACCUCAGCUGGGUGUCUGAGAUGAUCUCCCAACGUUCAGAUUUGCACAACCAACUUUUCUGGUGAAGCAGGAAAGGGACUUGGGUGUCACUGGCAAAGGUGACGAAUGUGGCUCGUGAGUUCAUUCUGGCAGAACCUCCCCGGUCUCCUCACUCUUCCAGGUUGAAUCCUGGGCAGAUAUCACAUGAAAGCUGUGAAGCACAGACAUCAGUUUGGAAACUGUGUACUUUCCUCCUGGAUCCCAAAUGCACAAUAACUAGACACCUUGCAAUUGCAUGAAUCUAAAAGGACUCCUAUAUUAUACAUCUCUAUUACUCAACACCGGGUCAGAAUUUUGGCAGUCCAUGCUCUGCCCCUCCCCUCGGUUAGAAGCAUUGGUUCACAUGGAAGUGGUCUGGCAACAUAGGCGGACCCCACUUCCUUUUGGAUGUUCUGCCGUGGGACCCUCCCUUGGGUCCUGGAGCAGUGGCUGUCCCCAAACUCCUGCCUGCAGUGAAAUGAACAGAGCAAUCAGUCCUCGGAGAUGCCCAUCAGAUUCCUGACCAGUUGUGAAUCGGACUCAAUACCCAUUUCUGUGUUUUCAAGAUUUGUAAUGAUUGCUCAAUCUUGUGUAAAAUAGGCUGGCAUUUUCUCUUGUUACCAAGAUGUAUUUUUCUAUGUUAGUUAAAUGUAUAAUUUGUGUAAUUUUGUACAUUAAAAUGUAUCCUUUUUCACAGUUAAA
Messenger RNA from Orcinus orca (killer whale), 15320 nucleotides. RefSeq names its product chromosome 4 C4orf50 homolog (gene C4H4orf50). NCBI's taxonomy places the organism in Eukaryota, Metazoa, Chordata, Mammalia, Artiodactyla, Delphinidae. The transcript is spliced from 15 exons. The record is from RefSeq and is a predicted model, not a curated record. Bases 89 to 4912 code for a protein of 1607 amino acids.